Messenger RNA from Marmota monax (woodchuck), 1979 nucleotides. Its product is annotated as aldehyde dehydrogenase family 3 member A2. Gene Ontology annotation, cellular component: cytoplasm. Lineage: Eukaryota; Metazoa; Chordata; Mammalia; Rodentia; Sciuridae. Gene Ontology annotation, biological process: aldehyde metabolic process. The record is from RefSeq and is a predicted model, not a curated record. Gene Ontology annotation, molecular function: aldehyde dehydrogenase (NAD+) activity.
UUCCAGUGGGAUGGGGGCUUAUCACGGAAAACAUAGUUUUGAUACUUUUUCUCAUCAACGUCCCUGUUUAUUAAAAAGUUUGAAGAGAGAAGGUGCUAACAAACUCCGGUAUCCUCCCAACAGCCAGUCAAAGGUGGAUUGGGCAAAAUUUUUCGUGCUGAAACAGUUCAACAAAGGAAAACUUGGGCUUCUGUUGCUCACUUUCCUGGGUGUGGUGGCAGCAGUGGUUAUCAAGGCUGGAUACUACUGAAGAAUGAGUCUAUUCAACCUCUUCUACUGAAUUAUUCCUCUAUAAAUGGCUAAUGAACUGAUAAUUUUUCACUCCUACCAAAAUCAGAAAAUAUGCACAUAUGCCAUGAUGAAACCUAAAGUCAUUACCACUCACCUUUAAUAAAACUUGCCAUUUCAGCCAAGUCCUGACAUUCCCCAAUAAUAAGAAUAGUUAGAGAAUUUAUUCUAGAUGUGCUAGGGGCAGGAAUGUGUUUGGCUAAAUCCAGACUCCUUGAAGACUUGAACCUGCUCAGUGACUUUCAUCCCAAUUCAUAGGACAUCCAAUCCCCUGCCCCUGCUGCCGCCAUCAGAGUGAAGCUUUCAAGAGCUCAGUACUGCCCAGGGCUACCAGUAGUCCUCUGUAGUACAGAGAAGAAAGGUUAGUUAUUCCUAGUUCCCUUUGAAGUUUGCUGCACUAAAAUUGGGGUUGGGGGAGCAAGGCUGGGGUGGAGGUGGCCCCUCAUCCAUUGGGACUUGAGAACUUGACGUCCAGCAGUUAGAGCUCUUCAUCCUUUUUCAUUUGUUCUCUAUCAUGUGCAGGUAGUUGGUUGCUACAGUCUGCAGGGUUAUCCAUAAAUGCUCUUUGUGAAUAAUAUCACUCAAAAUGUCUUGUAAGCUCUAAGGGCUUGCUAGAAAAUCCUUGCCAGUUUCCUGCAAGUAUCACCUGUCUUUCACAUAACGUUGGACUUACAUCUUAUUGAAAUCUAACUAGCACUUUUUAAAAUGCUCUGAUUAAAGUAAGUGUGAAAAUAUUGCCAUGAGCAGUAGCAUAUGCCUGUAAUUCCAGCUACUUAGGAAGCUGAGACAGAGAAUUGCUUAAGUGCAGAAGUUCUCAGCCAGCCUAGGCAACAUGGUGGUCCCACCUGCAAAUAGUCUUCUCAGGACCCUAAAGUUGCAAGUCAGUGAUCUUCAAGGACAAGUAUUUAUUUAAUUAUCUGAUUUCUAGAGUACCAUACAAGUAAAUUUCACUCUUUUAAACCUCAGAGAGGUUCCUUUCUAUUCUGUUCAGCUUGCAGGACUUAAAAUGGGGGAAUCAUUUCCUGUCACAAAAAAAAGAGGCCUUGGAUAUUAGGACUUUGGGGCUUGAGAGCUUCAUAGGGAAGAGAGAGUAGAUAAUAUAGUGAAGUUUAGAGAAUGCUGUUUAAGUGAGUUGGCCAUACUAAAAAGAAUGGAAAAGGGUAAGAGGAUCUCCUGAACAAAUGGGUAGAUCUUCUCUCUAGAGCCUUGCAUCACCAAGGCCUGAGGUCCCUCAUCCAAGAGGGAAAGUGCCAAAGGAGGCCUAUGUGGAACGGGGUGUUCUCUCCAGGGAAUGUUAUGCUGUGCCUUGGAGCUCCUGGUUGCAGGACCUCAGUUCCUUUCCUUGAAUUUGAAAAAGAGACUUGGCCCACUCAAUGACAAAAUAUAAUUUGCACUAUCAAAUGUAUAAUCAAUUUUGUUAAGUAAUUUGUUCCAUUAAGGCUGUCUGCAGUAUGGUAUAUCUUUAUCAUCUCACAAGAAUUAAUCAAGAAUUAAUCACUGGCCUAAUUUAGGAAAACAGUUACUUAAACUGUGGUUCUGAUAGAAUGAUCAAUCAUAGAAUAUCUUACAUAAAAUUUCAAUAUGGAAUUCUCAUUUAGUAUAUUGUAUUUUGUAAUUUCUAGUUAAGCUAAAUUAUUGGCUUAUCUACUAAUAUAUUCUCUAAAAUAAAUGGUUAUAUUUCAUAAAACUGA